Amoebophrya sp. A25 is the source of this 1705-nucleotide messenger RNA. The record is from the annotation of a GenBank genome assembly. Lineage: Eukaryota; Dinophyceae; Syndiniales; Amoebophryaceae.
GAAAAAAGUGUGAAACUCCUGCGCAUCUCCGUUGUAGUCUAGAACAUGGCAGAAAAGAAUACAAAUUGAAAUUCGUCUAGUACUCGCAUAUCACGGCUUUUUCAUUCUCUUUCUCUUGCUUCUAAUCGUUUUUCAGAGGAAUUUGUAAUACAUCAGACGAGGACAGCUUUAGAUCAUUAAGGAGCUACAGAAAAGCAUGUUGGUGAUUAGAAAGCGAAUAGAAGUAAGGUUCUCCUCUUUCCGGCAUGGCCUACCACACCACGCGGUGGAAUGACCCACGGCGGUUGCAGCAAGUUCCGAGGUUGCUUUAAGGCUACCGCUAGAGCAUCCUCAACGUCAUCCUUGCCCCUUUUUCUAGUUUAAAAAGAAUAACCCAAGGCUAUGACUCUCAGGGAAGAUGCAAACGCGGUAGCUCUAAUUGCUUGGGUUACCGCUGCUGCCUCUACGAUCAGUCUCCAGUGGGUCGCUUGCUAAAACAGUCGUCUUAGCCGACCCUUCCCUAGCUGAGGAUAUUAUCGACGAAGCCAUUCGUUUAAGGGUUGCAAUUUGACCUAUCUACUAAGAGCACAUCUAUACAUAGUAUACGUAGACUUCUAUGUUGACCUGCUUUUCAAGGGCGAAAAGGAAAAGGAUGGAUAUGCGAGCUAGAAGAAGAUAGGUCACCUUGCGACAGCUAAUUCGUUGUUUCCGCUUGAAUGUCCAAUUUCGACAUUUCGAGCUACGCGGAGAGGGGGACAAGGUGUUGGUGUAUUUGAUUCUGUGGAUUCAGGAUUGCUUGGCGACAGCAGUGGCGGCAAUGAAUGCUUUUCAGCAGAUGGGUGCCGCGGGUCCGAUGUUUGGAGGAGGUAGCUUUAUCGGGCUUGGAGGAGGAUGCUCUUUUAUAGGAGGAGGGAGCUUUUUGGGAGGAGGGUUUGUUGGUGGAGGAGGUGGUGGUGCGGGUGGAUCAUCUUCGAGUAACAACAAAGACAAUAACUCGUCCAACUCAUCUUCUUCAGUAGUAGACAAAAACGGUACUAAUAUGCUAGACGCAGCUGAGAUAGAAGCAGACAGAGACAACGUAGGUGGAACAGGGAUAGAAGACCUCGUAGGAGGUGGAGGUGGCGCCUGUGGACCCGGUGCUGCACCCUGGGACGAACCUUCUAUGAAGGACCAUCUAAAACGUGUUUUAAAGCAAAGAGCGAGUAGCAAACUCCCUGGUCCUGGAACGCCGGACCAAGCUGACUUUCUGCUAGCUGGGAUCUUCAAUAGUACUGCAACGGCUUUUUCGUCAGGAGGACCUCCAGCUGUAUCGACGGAUCCCAACAACAACGACACGUCGAAUAAUUCGAGUACUACUGCUCCCGCUGGCACUGGGGGAUCAGCAGAACAUAACAACACAAACACUCCUUCAUCUACAUCUUCCAGUACUAGCGACCAUCAAGCGCAAGUGCAGAUACUGAAUGCAUAUCUGAGGCAAUUGCGGGAGGAAACAGUGCAGCGAUUGAUGCCAUUGUUGUUUGUAUCAGCUGAUGAGAGGAAUAAAUGGUGGUUUCAAUUUGCAAGGAAGAAAUUUUGCGCAACAUCAUUAUUUUCGCCAAAUGCUAAUGCAUCGUUACAGAAAUAGUUGUAACUAACAUUAUCGCUGCACGAGGACCUGUCGUUUCUUCACCGCAAGAUGGAGAUUUUUGAGCGGCUUCAUUAGCUGCAUUUCUCAUUCGUGCGCUAU